CGGAGGGUAUCAGGUGACCUGAAUCACAAGUUCCAUUGGAAAAGCACCCACUGUGAUGACGUCACUGCUCUACCCCGGCGAGAAGGACGCCGGAGUCGUGCUCAGUGCAGGAGGAGAGAGUCACGGAGAGUACUGCAGAGCAGAGUUCAAACAACAGAGUCCAACUAAAGGAAGCAUUAUCCGACCCUGAUGAAUUACGAGAACCCUCCACCGUACUCCGGGCCUGGCCCCUCCGCUCCUGGGUACCCCCCGUACACACAGCAGCCUAACCCAGCAUACCCCGGCCCCAACCCUGCCUACCCGGGCCCAGGGGUCAACCAGGCUUACCCCAACUACCCCCCGGGCUCCGGGGGCCCCUACCAGGGCCCCUAUCCUGGCCCCGGCGGCCCCUACGCUGGCCCUGGACAGCCUGGCUACCCAGGAUACCCACAGUACGCCCCGCAACCUGGACAGGUGUACGGAGAUGCUCCAAAGAACACAGUGUAUGUUGUAGAGGAGCGGAGACGGGAUGACUCUGGGGAUAGCACCUGCCUCACUGCCUGCUGGACUGCACUGUGCUGCUGCUGUCUCUGGGACAUGCUCACCUAGACGAGCCGGGAUGUCGGCACACCACAUGGGCCUUCUCCCUGGAGGAGCCUCCUCUGCUCGCACUCAACUCAAUGUACUGCGGACAAUGCUCCCUCCAGCCCUCCAUGGCACGUGAAUGUUGUCCACUUGUGGUGGCCGUGGUUCAAUUCUACCUUGAUUUUUAUAGAUACACUUGUCUAUCUUUCUUUAAAUUAAAUCUUUAGGUUUCUAAUCAUGUUUAGAUUGUUGUUCUGUGUGUUUUGUUUAUUUUUGUUAGUGUGAUUUAUUACUGUUGUUAUUAUUAUUAGGCAAAUGUGUGUGCAAUGUAUUAAUUUCUGCCAAAGUCUUUAUUAAAGGAAUAAAUAUUUUAAACUAACUAGCCUUUUUAAUAUUUACAUUCCUAGAAUGGAAGCCUGUAAAAAAAUUAAAAGAAAUAACUUUUAAUUAUAGUUGCCUAUGCCACAACUCAGAAUUGCAUAAUGAAUAAAUGAUUGAAAAAUUC
This is a messenger RNA of Acipenser ruthenus (sterlet), 1069 nucleotides long. Its product is annotated as cysteine-rich and transmembrane domain-containing protein 1-like. The record is from RefSeq and is a predicted model, not a curated record. The transcript is spliced from 3 exons. The coding region runs from base 190 to 588 and encodes 132 amino acids. Gene Ontology annotation, cellular component: extracellular exosome. NCBI's taxonomy places the organism in Eukaryota, Metazoa, Chordata, Actinopteri, Acipenseriformes, Acipenseridae.